AUAAUCAUGAGUGCAUAUACAGUAUAAGUGUACAAUUUGUCGCGCGACACAAUUUGGCCUGAAUUUGCUCUCGUCGAUCCCUCUAACAUGGACACUAGGAGCUUCAUCGAAAACACUUUACGCUCAAUCGGCAAAGAAAGUAAAAGAUUGAAGAAAAGUGUCCAGGAAUUUUAUGAUAAACUUCUGGUACCUGUUAACGACCAGAUCGUUCAAAACAAAGUUUUGCCCGAGACAAAGGAAAGACUGCAAUGUUGUUUCAAAGACAUUUACUUGAGUUUAAAAGUUCAUGUGAUGUUCUACCGCGGAAUCGAUAAAAAGCCAUUCGAGGAAAACGACAAAAAGAUCGAUGAGACCCUCAAAAAGAUUCGUCACCUCCUUGACCUAAAAAAUGAAGAAAUGGAUCCAAUAGAUGCACAGAUAGAGGGCUCAACAUACGACGAUUUGUUUGAUAAACUUAUCGACCCUGGAAGCAAAGUCCUGGAAAUGUUCCGCGUCGUUGCAGCGUCCCCAAAAGGUACUCCCCAGGAAAAGAGCAUCCAAACAGGAAGUAAGGAUCAUGCCAAUCGAGUAUUACAAAUGGCUCGAAGCUUUCUACGAACACUUCAUGACAAAAACACCUUCCUGCCGAAAGUUUUAGCAAAGGUGUCGCGUGAAGAAAAUUCUUUUAUCGGUGCUUCAAUAGCAGUAAGCCAUUUCUUAAGGCCGAUCUAUUUGUACAGUAGAGUCAUUAAUCGCAAAAAGAGUCUCGCGGAAGCAAUUAUAAAAUUCCGAGCCUUAGAUAUUUCCCCUGAGCAAAACUGGGAAUUUGAGGCGUUUGAAAGGGAAACUGUAGAAAUUCAAAAAAACGAGGGUGAAAAAGAAAUUACCAAACAACAUGUAGGCCCCAAAGACCUUUGUCAAAACUGUAGAAUGAUGUUUCUUGGGGAUAAGUCAGGAAAAGGAGGUCGUUCUUUUCUCGGUGCAUGUGCAGAGUAUUGUCCUGUUGACGAGCUUCUCCCUGAUGAAUCGAAGUUAAAGGUGACUGAUGUUAAAGGUGAUGACUCAGUAAUCGGCUAUCUUCUGAAAAGAAACCUUUCUCGAUGCUCACUUCUGUUUAAAGAGUUUGAAAAUAUCUACGAAAGAUGCAAAUCUGCUGUAAACUCGGGAAAUGAUAGAGAAGUGGAGGCGGUUUACUGGGAAGUGAUACAUAAAUUGAACAUUUUUGGUUUAAAGCCAGAAUGUAAUCCUUACUUUUAAUUUUCUUUUGGUCCCUUUGUUAUCAGCGCUUUACUGGAACAAAAUUGUUCAAAUCUAACAGUUUAAACAGUUUUGAGUUUUUUGUUAUUUCAAAACCGAAAUUUCUUCUUUUGAACAAUGCAAAAAUGUGUGGUAAACAAUCCGUUAUGCUUUAUAUCUUAUUCACUUAGUUCAACCGAGACUGUAGAGGACAAAAGUUUUUAAAGGUUAGACUCAGUAGCGAUACUUUAUGCAUCUUCCACAGAGCUGAGAGAUCAGUGUUCCACAGGAAAAUCAAUCAUUUCCCUUUAAAAAAAAGGUCAAUUUUCUUGUAUAGAAGAGAGCUGUAAAUUUUUUCAUUGUUAAAUCGGUGAAUGUUCGCUUUUUUCUUUUUUGGCUAUUUUUUUGUUUCACAUAUCACGUGUCCGUGAGUGAUGGGGACUGAGCAUUGCAUGACAAAAGUCUUAGAAUAAUGAUAAUUGUUACUGCUGCGUCUAACUAGUGACUAGAGUUGUAGUUACAAGAAAAAAUCUCACACAAGAUUUGUUUUCAGUUGGAAGUUCUCUUUUCAAACAAUUAUUAGAUUGAAAAGACUAUUUUAACUCUAAAAAAUAUUAGAAUUAAAGGCACUAGCUCUAGGUUGAAUUCAAUUUAUGAGGCUUUCUUUCUAAAAAGAAGCCUUUUUCAUCAACGAAUAUAGGAAAACUGAGAGGACGUAAAGGCGUUACAAAAAGUUAGUCCGUUGAGAAAUCCAUAAAAUUGCCUAUAGAGUGUGGUGAUAGAUGCAGCAUUCAACUCAUUUAUCAAAUUGUCAUCAUUUUCACUCACUUUGUCACCUCUGUAAAUCUUCCUAAAUUCAUUUCCAUUCCCCUGAAAUCUAAACAGUGACAAAUCAGUACAUGACAAGAAACAAGUGGUUCUCUAGUCAGCGGUUGUCUGAAUAUCAGGGUGGUAUUGGUACUGUUUAAGAAAUUUUGGGUAAUGUCAACUAUAUCCAUAAUCAUCCCAUACAACUUUAUCACUCUUUUACCAUAAACCGAUAAUACCCGAAAAACUAAAUUAUCCGAAAACAAGUUUUCAUACAUCAACAUCUUUAAUAUAAAAAAAAAUCUUAAAACUUAACAUGUACAGCUUGGGAAUAUUGGUCUGCUCUUUACAUCAGUGAAAAGAGCAAUGAUUGUGGAAAAAUUGAAGAGAUGAUGACACCAUUACGUCAACUGACUUAAUAAAGAGUAGCUCCUAACCAUUUCCUCGAUGUCACCCAUGAUAAGAAAUAUCUACGAGCCAAGAACAAUGAAACUGUUAUUAAAGCAUUUUUGUUAUCUAA
Molecule: messenger RNA, 2542 nt
Organism: Pocillopora damicornis (cauliflower coral)
Lineage: Eukaryota; Metazoa; Cnidaria; Anthozoa; Scleractinia; Pocilloporidae
Source: RefSeq, a predicted model, not a curated record